This is a messenger RNA of Sinocyclocheilus anshuiensis, 1107 nucleotides long. Its product is annotated as HRAS-like suppressor 3. NCBI's taxonomy places the organism in Eukaryota, Metazoa, Chordata, Actinopteri, Cypriniformes, Cyprinidae. The record is from RefSeq and is a predicted model, not a curated record. Gene Ontology annotation, cellular component: cytoplasm. The coding region runs from base 163 to 672 and encodes 169 amino acids. Gene Ontology annotation, biological process: N-acylphosphatidylethanolamine metabolic process. Gene Ontology annotation, molecular function: A2-type glycerophospholipase activity; glycerophospholipid phospholipase A1 activity. The transcript is spliced from 5 exons.
GGUCGACAUCAACAGUCACAUCAGCUGGUUUGGUCUAUGAUGCUAUUUUUGCUUCAGACGCCAAUAACGUUACACGGAUUGUAGCUCACCGAGACAAACAUCAUUAUCUUGUCUCUCCUAGGAUAAGAGUAAAAACAAGAAGAACAGUGUUUUGAGGUUGCCAUGGCACCGACAAAGGAUCAAAAGCCAGAGCCCGGAGACCUUAUUGAAAUCUUCCGAGGCACAUAUCAGCACUGGGCUAUUUAUGUUGGAGAAGGUUAUGUGAUUCACCUGGCACCUCCCUCUGAACAUGCUCAAGCUGGAGCCUACAGUAUGAUGUCAGUAUUAUGUGAUAAAGCCACAGUGAAGAAAGAAGAACUUUAUGAAGUAGUUGGCAAUGAUGAAUACUGUAUCAACAAUCUUCUGAAUGAGAAAUAUGAGACACGUCCUGUUCGAGAGAUUCUACGGGAUGCACAUAGUUUUUUGGGACAAGAACUUCCAUAUUGUGUCUUUAGAGGGAACUGUGAGCACUUUGUUACAGAGCUGAGAUACGGAAAACCACAGUCCCGACAGGUGCGGAAAGCGGUGGAGACUGGUGUUGGAGUUAGUCUUGCUGCAGCAGCUAUCUUUGCAGUUCUUGCUGCUGCUGCAGCCAUAUUUGGCUCAAAAGACAAACAGAAACGGAACCAGUAAAGACUGGGGAAUGAAGAAGUGAAAGCACAGUUGUGGAGACCUUUGAUAUUUAAAGUCUGUAAAAUGUUUAUUGCAUUUUAUGGAAAUAAUUAAAACAUUGAACGUAUUGAUUAGGCAGGCUUAGUUUUAGGAGCACAAAUGGAAAUAUUCCUAAACAGAACAAGAGAUUGUCAGCAACCAAACAAAACCCCAUCUGUUCUGUUGUUUGCUAAUGGUGCAUUUCGCUACUGACAAAUCUCUGCAUCUCAUUUUAUUUAAAUAAUUUUGAUAUAACACAUUUCUCUUUCUACUGGUUUCCUAUUAACACUUCAAGCACUUUAAUACUAUAUAAUCAAAAAGAGCAAGCUGAAUAUUUGACCAAAUAAAUCCUAACAUAAACUGCCAUGUUGCUAUUUUUGUGCCAUUAAAUAUUUGACAUCAUAUAGUAGGUGUUUG